Eruca vesicaria subsp. sativa (arugula) is the source of this 1251-nucleotide messenger RNA. Lineage: Eukaryota; Viridiplantae; Streptophyta; Magnoliopsida; Brassicales; Brassicaceae. The record is from the annotation of a GenBank genome assembly.
AUGGCAGCCAUGAACCUUCAAGUUGAACAACCGGGGAGUAAGACGGAGACGUCACAACCACCCUUAUGUCCAUCAUUUUCUUUACUUCCAGACGAGAUCGUCGUGCGUUGCUUAGCCCGGAUCUCGAGAAUGUACUAUCCAACACUUUCAAUCAUUUCAAAAAACUUCCGGGCACUCCUCUCUUCCAAGGAGCUCUACGCAGCUCGAUCUCAUGUAGGAAGCACCGAGGAGUGUCUAUACGUCUGUCUCUCUGAUGACACUUACCAAUCUCCUCAAUGGUUUACUCUCUGGAUUAACCCUAAUGGAACUCUACCAAACUCUACGAUCAAGGAGAAGAAAAAAUCGUUGGCUCCAAUUCCUUCGUCUGAUUUUCCUUCAGUAACAGAAUCCACCCUAGUUGUUGGUUCGGAGAUUUAUGUUAUCGGCGGACCAAUCAAGACCGAACCGUCAUGUCCCUCAUCAGCCGUACGAAUCCUUGAUUGUCGUACUCACACAUGGCGUGAUGCACCUAGCAUGAUCUUAGCCCGGAACCAUGCUCUCACAUGUUUCUACGAUGGAAAAAUAUAUGUCAUGGGAGGAUGCGGAGUACUGGAAGAGCCAUGGGCUGAGGUUUUCGACACAAAUACACAAACUUGUGAACCUAUCUCAGAUCCUGGUACUGAGAUACGUAAGGGAUAUAGAUGUAACUUAUCCACAAUCAAAGAGAUAAAAGGAAAGAUUUACUAUUGGGAUUCAAAAACGUAUGCGUAUGACACAAGGCAUGGUACCUGGGAGAGUUUUGUUGGGCUUUGGGAGUCAACAACUUGUUUGAUCGAUGGUGGUGUACAGUACUACUAUAUUCCGAAGUCAGCAUGUGUGAUGGAUGGUGUAUGGUAUUAUAUAAAUCGUAAUCCCUUGACCUGCUGCUGGACAAAGGAUGGAGAACAUUGGAAAGUUGUGAAAGGGUUAGACUCUUUAAGAGAGAUGUACAAUAGGAAGGGUGGCGCUUGUAGAACUACAGCUAAGUUAGUUAGUUGUGGUGGGAAACUCUUACUUUUGUGGGAAGGGUCUAUGACACUUAUUCCCAGUAAGAGGAAGAAGAUUUGGUGCGCGGAAAUCACGUUGGAAACUAAUGAUGAAGGUGAUGUUUGGGGGAAUGUUGAGGGGAUUGAUGUUGUGCAAAGAGUUCCCACACAAUGUGAGCUCUUGCAUUGUCGAUCUCGUUGUCUCGGUUUGAUUGACUUCUAUCUGAGGUACGUACGAUCUGAUUAA